Messenger RNA from Hansenula ciferrii, 861 nucleotides. RefSeq lists its product as uncharacterized. The record is from RefSeq and is a predicted model, not a curated record. Bases 1 to 861 code for a protein of 286 amino acids. NCBI's taxonomy places the organism in Eukaryota, Fungi, Ascomycota, Saccharomycetes, Phaffomycetales, Wickerhamomycetaceae. The transcript has a single exon.
AUGAAGGAUUACAAUUAUUUCAACAAUAAACAACAAAACGAGCUGAAAAUGACUACAACAAGUAUUGAUUCAGAGAAUCAAUGGAAAGAAUACAUCAAUACACCGGAAGGUGGUUUUGUGAAAUCAAAUGUUACAAAUACAACAUCAACACCAUCAAGACUACGAAUGCUUUCAAAUGAAAGUAAUGGUCGUCAACCAGAAAUAACUUCAAAAAAAAGAGGUCCUUCAACUCCACUCACACCAACCCUCGUUCAACGAAAUAUUGUCAAAAAGCAACUGUCCUCAUUUGAAAGAGACAAUAGACAUCAAAAUACAAAUAUAAACCACGGGUUGAAAGACGAUGAAGUCAAGAAAUUGGAUCCUGAACAUUUCAAGUUUCAACCAAGUGAUACACUUAAUGAUGUGAUUGAUAACCAAGAGAAACAAGAACACUAUAUUUUCACUGAUACAAAUAAGGGGUCACCAAUUUCCAGAAGGUCAACGCCAUUAGGUGUGAAGAGUUUAGAUUCAUUAAAUCAGAACAAUGAGAUAGCCACACCAAAGAUCAGAAAUGGGAUCAAAAGAGCAGUUAGAGAGAACAAAAAGAGUAGACUGCAAGCAUUGAAAGAUUUCCAUUUUCAAGAUAAUAAUCCAAGUGAUAGUGAAUAUAGUGAAAUUUCAACAAUUGCCGGUGACACACCAAAUUAUAAGAUACCAAAUGAGAAUUUACUGUAUUAUAAGAAUGGAUAUUACGUGAACAAUGACGAUUCCCUGUACGAGUCAGAGAAAGAGAAUAUAAUUAGUAAUCGGGAAAUCCAUAGAGUUAAUGAUUUAGUGGAAUUCAUGAAGCUUGAGAGGCAAUUUGAAAAUGAAAAUCUUUAG